UCCAAGAUGGCGGCCGCUGCAAGGGCAGUAACGGCGGCGGCGGCGGCGUGAGGGGCGCUUUCUUCCGCUCGGGCCAUGGCCGCGCUCCGGGCCUUGCCGGGCGCCGGGCGGCAGUGAGGCGAGGAUGUGCGAGAGCUACUCGCGGUGGCUGCUGCGCGUGUCGGUGGCGCAGGUGUGCCAGGCGCUGGGCUGGGACUCGGUGCAGCUUUCCGCCUGCGACCUCCUCACCGACGUGCUGCAGCGGUACCUCCACUCGCUGGGCCGCGGCUGCCGGCGCUACUGCGAGCUCUAUGGCCGGACAGACCCAAUUUUGGAGGAUGUGGGUGAAGCCUUUAAGCUUAUGGGGGUCAACCUGCACGAACUGGAAGAUUACGUACUCAAUAUUGAGCCUGUGACUUUUGCACAUCAGAUCCCCUCCUUCCCUGUGAGUAAGAAUAAUGUGCUGCAGUUUCCUCAGCCUGGAAGCAAAGAUGCAGAAGAGAGGAAGGAGUAUAUUCCUGAUUACAUGCCACCUCUGGUCUCUUCUCAAGAAGAGGAAGAAGAGGAGCAGGUGCCAACCGAUGGAGGAACUUCAGCAGAAGCCAUGCAAGUUCCUUUAGAGGAAGAGGGAGAGAUGGAAGAAGAUGAGGCUGUUAAUGAUGAAAAUUACUUAAGCAAGAGGCCACUUGAAAGCCCGGAAUCUGAGGAAGUACCUGCAACUAAGCGGCCCAAGCUAGCAAGCACAAAAGGAGAUGCCCUUGAUGUAACAGUGGAACCACGUGAGCCUCUUAGUUUAAUAAACACCCAGAAGGUGCCUCCAAUGCUUUCCCCAGUUUGUGUUCAAGACAGUGGUGAUUUGGUGCCUCCUUCUCCAGAGCCACCCAUACUGGCUCCAAUUGCAAAAUCACAGGUGCCAAUCCCCAAACCGCUAGAAUCAAAAGCACUUGUUCCUAAAACAAAAGUGAAAACAGUGUCUCCCGUGCAGAAAACUAAAAUGCCAAAGGCUUCUCCAUCUCCAGCAGUUAUUGGAAGCCCCAUUCGCUCACCAAAAAUUGGAACCAAAGAGAAAAAGUCUCCUGGCCGGGCCAAGAGUCCAAGAAGCCCGAAAAGUCCAAAAGUUCCAGUUCAUGUUGUUCCUCAAGUAGCAAUUAAGCAGGAGACACCAGUUAGAACUCCAUUAGUGGUGUUAAGUGAAAAGAUGGGGAAAGAGAACAUCCAGGUAAGGCUAGGACCAACACCAGGUGAGCCUGCCAAACCCAACAGUGAGAAUCCAGCAAAGAAAUUAGCAGUGAUUGACAAGACAAUUGAUGAUUCCAUUGAUGCCGUAAUUGCUCGUGCAUGUGCAGAACGGGAUCCUGAUCCAUUUGAGUUUUCCUCAGGGUCAGAAUCAGAAGGAGACGUUUUUACCAGUCCAAAAAGACUUUCUGUGUCUGAGACUUCCAUACCUAAAGCUUCUAUUUCAGCGAAUAGCAGCUUAAAUAAAGCAGGAGGCACCCCAGUUCCUUCAGGUUCAGACAUUUCAUGGACAAUGGAUGACUCAAUAGAUGAGGUCAUUCGGAAAGCAAACAUGGGUGCUCAUGCUAAUUUACCUCCAAACUUUCCAUAUUUCUCGUCUCCAUCUGCUUCUCCGCCAACGCCUGAACCUUUGCUCAAAAUACAUGAGGAGAAAACUAAGUUAGCUUCAUCAGUGGAAGUGAAAAAGAAGCUGAAAAAGGAGCUGAAAACAAAAAUGAAAAAGAAAGAGAAGCAGAAAGAUAAGGAGAAGAACAAAGACAAGAACAAAGACAAGGAGAAAAAUAAGGAGAAGGAUAAAGACAAGGAAGGGGGCAAAGAAGCCAAAUUUCCAUGGAAGGACCUGGUCAGAGAAGAGGAGCUGGAUCCUUUCAAGUUCAAAAUGAAGGACUUUGAUGACGAUCCAAAAGUGAAGGUAAAAGACACCAAUGCAAAAAAAGAACGCGAGAAACAUAAAGAUAAGAAGAAGGAGAAAGAGAAAGGCAAAAAGGACAGAGAGAAGAAAGACAAAGAUAAAAUAAAAGAUAAAACUAAGGACAAGGCGAAAGCUUCAUCGGCCCCCCUUGCCCUCCCCCCCAAAGACCUGCCCUUGUCCUUGUUCUGCACCCCAGCCACCAUGAAGCUCCCCUCGCUGCUGCAGCCCCCCUCAGCAGUGCUUCCUGAGAAGCUCUUUGAGGAGAAGGAAAAGCCCAAAGAAAAGAAAAAAGACAAAAAGGAGAAGAAGAAAAAGAAAGAGCGAGAGAAGGACAAAGAGAAAGAGAAAAGGGAGAAGGAGAAAGAGAAGGAGAAGGAGAAGAAGGAACGGGAGAAGAAGGAGAAAGAGAAAGAGAAGCACAAGCAUGAAAAACAGAUCAAAGUUGAACCUGUUAUCCCAGCACCAUCUCCUGUGAUUCCCAGGCUGACGCUCAGAGUGGGCGGUCAGGACAAGAUUGUCAUCAGCAAAGUGGUGUCCACGACGGAGGCUAAACCAUCCUCUCUCUCAGCUCGGCCGAAAACGCCGCCGCCGCCGCCCUCCCCAGCACCAGCUCCUGUUCAUGUCGCCCCCCCACCCCCCCCUCCUUCAGCAGUUCCUCCUCUGCCUCCUGCCACCAUUUCUCCAGCCCUGAUUCCACCGUCGUCCCCUGCAGCAUCUGCCAUGGGAAGCUCUAAAGUCCCCGUUCGAAGCGUCGUGACAGAGACUGUCAGCAAUUACGUGAUCCGAGAUGAGUGGGGGAACAAGAUAUGGAUCUGUCCUGGUUGUGAAAAACCAGACGACGGCAGCCCAAUGAUUGGGUGUGAUGACUGUGACGAUUGGUAUCAUUGGCCGUGUGUCGGCAUCACCACCGCUCCCCCAGAAGAAAUGCAGUGGUUCUGCUCCCGGUGCGCAAGCAAAAAGAAAGACAAAAAACACAAAAAGUGGAAACACAAAGCACACUGAGAUUGUGGAGAAUUGUCAGGCGGGGCCCUCGAUGCCCCCGUCUUGAGUCCUUUUUCAGAAGGAUUUGGCCCAACUUCUGCGGCCUUGACCGUUGCCAUCGCGUUGCUGAGAAUUACCAUUCUUGGGGGGAUGAGGAACAUGCACAUCCUCACCCACGGUUCUCUCCCUCCAGUCCUCUCUCUCUCUCCCUCUCCUUCUUCACCAAGUGGGAUAGGCAUGAACUGAGAAUUCGCCGCCGCCGUGGGCUCACCAGCAGAAGAGCCGUGAACUGAGCAGCAGGAGGGACCUUUGUAAACAUUGCUGCCUUCUCCCAGUUGCUUUUGCCUAGUCUGAGGAACAGGAGAGACUGAUUAUGAUCCUUCUGAAGCCCCUGGCGUGAUUUCCAUAGCUCCUGGCCUCUUCUUGCCUAGCCAGAUAAUCAUAAGUGACCUGGAAUGGAGCAAAUGGCUGGUAAAUAUUUUUCUGAUAGGAAUAUGUGAAACUUUCUCUCUCCUUGUUUUUCCUUCUCCCCAUUUUUUUACAACUGAACAUAAAUAAAUUUGCCUUAGCUUUUUGUGAAAUAA
This is a messenger RNA of Candoia aspera, 3471 nucleotides long. RefSeq names its product TATA-box binding protein associated factor 3 (gene TAF3). Lineage: Eukaryota; Metazoa; Chordata; Lepidosauria; Squamata; Candoiidae. The transcript is spliced from 7 exons. Gene Ontology annotation, biological process: positive regulation of transcription by RNA polymerase II. The coding region runs from base 125 to 2908 and encodes 927 amino acids. The record is from RefSeq and is a predicted model, not a curated record. Gene Ontology annotation, cellular component: transcription factor TFIID complex. Gene Ontology annotation, molecular function: protein heterodimerization activity; p53 binding; transcription factor binding.